Microstroma glucosiphilum is the source of this 1338-nucleotide messenger RNA. Its product is annotated as alpha/beta-hydrolase. The transcript has a single exon. The record is from RefSeq and is a predicted model, not a curated record. NCBI's taxonomy places the organism in Eukaryota, Fungi, Basidiomycota, Exobasidiomycetes, Microstromatales, Microstromataceae. The annotation marks the transcript as partial.
AAGGCUCACAGGUACGCUGGCGUGCCCUACGCACUUCCGCCCCUCGGCGCCCUGCGCUUCACCAAGCCUCAACCCCUCCCUGCCAACUUUCGCUAUGGCUCGACAGGCCGCUCAGACUUCACAUCUUUCGCCUCUGUAUGUUACCAACCUACGAACUACAGCGCAGAGCCGGCUGAAGGCCAGCCUCAGCCCCCUGUGCCGGAACAGACGGAAGACUGUCUCUAUCUGAACAUCUGGACACCUGUGGCCAAGGCGCCCCCACAGGGCUGGCCAAUCCUCUUCUCCAUUCAUGGAGGAUGGCUGCAGAGCGGCUCGGCUCACCAAGAUCCAAAUGCCGACUAUUCGGAUCUGCUAGCUCCGCGAGAAGAAGGAGGAGCAGGCUUCGAGUGCAUAAUCGUCAGUCCGGCUUACCGGCUCAAUAUCUUUGGCUUCCUUGCCUCGGAUCAGCUGGACACGAAAUCAGGCAAGGCCAACUUUGGGUUCUGGGAUCAGCGUCUGGCGCUCGAGUGGACUGUACACAAUGCAAGAAGUCUAGGGGCCAACGCUGACGAGAUCACAGUCACGGGUAUUUCUGCUGGCGCUCAAUCAGCACAUGCACAGCUGUUGUAUGAGUUCUGCAGGGCUCGGGUGGACGCGUCUUACCGGCCGCAUAUCAAACGAUGUGUAUUUCGCUCGGGCUCCGCAAUGCUGCCUUGCAAGACCUUGGACGAGGUCGCCCCUCAGAUGGAGGAGUUGUGUAAUCAGCUCGGCAUCAGUGUCCACGAUGAUCUUCAACGAGUAGCAGCUCUCCGAAAAGUGCCAGCCUCUGAGCUAGUCGCUGUGAUCCCAGACAUGAAGAUGCACACCUUUCGAGCCGUCCAAGAUGGUGGAGUGGCACAUGGCGGCUUCGUUGACUCUGACUGGGGUGAAAGAACGAAGGAUGGGUCGUUUGCAGCAUGGUGCAAUGCGGAAAACAUCUCCUUUGCCUUUGGAGAACUCUCAGACGAAGCUCAGGAGUAUCGCCUAGUCAAUGCGCCCUCCUCUCACCCGCUGAAGCAAGAUCUGUUCCUACAACUGCACAACUACUAUCCUGCGGCGGUAGUGGAACAUCUCAUGGGAUCCUAUGAUAUACCUGGAGACGCCAUCAAGGACCUCGAGGUCUGGGCAGACGUCUUUGGCCUCAUCACUGCAGACGCUCAGAUCUACACUGCACAGCGGUUGCUGGAAAACUAUCUGCGGAGUCUGCCGCCAUCACGGGUUCUGCGAUACCGGAUUGAGCGGCGCGCUGCUCUCGUAGAUGACUCGCACCCAAAGGAAAAGGGGGUGUUUCACGGGACGGAUGGCGUCAUCUUCGGCUUC